UAUAUGACAUCAAAUUGUUGCCUGUUGUCAGGCUACCUUGAGUUCUCUCCAGAGUGAGAAAGAUGGGAUGGGAUAUAAAUAUGGUAAAUAAAUAAAUAAAAUAAUAAAAUCUCCACUCACCAUUUAGGUUGGUGUGUGGUUCGAUCAGUCCUGCAGUGGCUAAACACUACACAGGACUGAUCUGAAUUAAUCUGGAGGAAAGCCGCUUAACCCUGGGGAAACUAACUCAGAGUAAAUCCCAAAUUCUGAAGCGGAAUUUGGGUUGCCCUCCAUAUUAGAAACUGUUGAAGUAGCUGGGCUGGUUCCCUAGCAGCCAUUUCAAACUCCCCCAUGGUCAUUUUACUACAUUCCUGGAUAUAAAAAAUGCAAACCUUCCCAUGUUUAGAUUCUAUAUUACUGGGCUGAGUUUUAUCUAAAUUCUGGUACUAUUUGCCUCAUUUGCUUUAAUGCCAAUUUCUAACUCCUGUAAGUUGUGGGCAUAUGACUCUCAGACUGCACUUUCCCCAUACCUACUGUAGCUUAUAAGCUUUCAAUACAAUUUUUCCUGUAAACCCUGAGCAGUUAAAUUUUAAUAAGUCAGUAUGUUAAAGUAAUGUUUAACCUUAAAUAAAAAGCUCAUCAGAUAAAAAGAGCAUGCACUAUCGCAUUCCUCCUUUCUGUUCCUAUUUAACAGGGACCUUGGGCAUUUCUUGACAAGACGUAUACUUAUUGCUUCUGUGUCAGCUAAUUCCUUUUCACCUACCUAUAAAAUAAUUCCUGCAGAAUUGCUCUGGAAUGAACUGGAGUUCUGACUGUAUAUUGAGGUCACAUUUGGUUUUCUUGGAUAUAUAACUGAUAAAUCAUGGAGAAGUAGUUCUUAGCUUGCUUUGGAGAAUAAUUUAAGUUACAAAACAGGCAAACAAAACGUGACUCAGGGCCUGCUAUAAGCACAAUGACCAGCUUCAUCCAUCCUGAGGUUACAAAUUUUGUUGCCUGGGACUAUGUUGUCUUUGCUGCCCUAUUUCUCAUUUCCUCUGGAAUAGGAGUCUUUUUUGCAAUUAAAGACAGGAAAAAAACAACUUCUGGGGACUUUUUAGUAGGCGGACGGCAGAUGACUUGUGGACCAGUAGCCCUGUCUCUCACUGCCAGUUUCAUGUCUGCAGUGACUGUGUUGGGAACUCCAGCUGAAGUGUAUCGUCAUGGCUCUGCCUUCAUUCUCUUCUCCAUAGCAUAUACAUUUGUCAUCAUUUUUACUUCAGAACUUUUCCUGCCUGUAUUCUACAGAUCUGGAAUCACAAGUACUUAUGAGUAUUUGGAGCUGAGGUUUAACAAACCUGUUCGCAUUGCUGCAACCCUGAUUUACAUAGUACAGACGAUUCUUUACACUGGAGUGGUAGUCUAUGCACCAGCUUUGGCUCUCAACCAAGUGACUGGAUUUAAUCUUUGGGGCUCUGUAUUUGCGACAGGAAUAGUCUGUACCUUCUACUGUACAUUGGGAGGAUUAAAAGCUGUUGUCUGGACAGAUGCCUUUCAACUGGUUGUUAUGCUCAUUGGGUUCUUAACUGUUUUAAUUCAAGGAACUCUUCAGAAUGGGGGCCUUACAAACAUUUGGGAAAUUGCUGAAAAUGGAUCACGCCUCAAUGUAUUUGACUUUGAUAUUGAUCCCUUGAGAAGACACACAUUUUGGACAAUUGCAGUGGGAGGAACAUUUACCUGGUUAGGAAUCUAUGGAGUAAAUCAGUCUACCAUACAAAGAUGCAUUGCCUGCAAAACAAAAGUGCAUGCUAAGCUAGCAUUAUAUCUUAAUUUACUGGGUCUGUGGAUUAUCCUGGUAUGUGCUGUCCUUUGUGGAUUGGUGAUGUAUUCCCAUUUUAGGAGCUGUGAUCCCUGGACUGCUAAAUUCAUUUCAGCACCAGAUCAGCUAAUGCCAUAUUUUGUUAUGAUUAUCUUUUCCUGGGCCCCAGGACUUCCUGGAUUAUUUGUUGCUUGUGCCUUCAGUGGAACACUCAGUACAGUGGCGGCAAGUAUUAAUGCUCUGGCGACGGUCACAUCUGAAGAUUUGGUCAAGUACUUCUUCCCACAUCUCUCUGAACGUGUUAGCACCUGGAUCAGCAAAGGCUUGUGCAUAGUAUUUGGAGUGAUCUGUACUUCAAUGGCUGUAGCAGCAUCACUCAUGGGUGGUGUUGUGCAGGCCUCACUUAGCAUUCAUGGAAUGUGCGGGGGACCUAUGCUGGGAUUAUUUACACUGGGAAUUGUUUUUCCUUGUACCAACUGGAAAGGUGCCUUUGGAGGUCUUCUUACUGGAAUAACCUUGGCAUUUUGGGUUGGCAUUGGAGCCUUUGUGUACCCUGCUCCCUCUUCAAAGUCCUUACCUUUGCACCUUUCAACAGCUGGGUGUAUGACCAAUAAUUCAGAGACUGUUACUACAAUGAUUCCUACUUUACCUCCUGUCAGGCCUCAUCUGGCAGAUACCUGGUAUUCUUUGUCAUAUCUUUACUACAGUGCAGUUGGAUGCAUUGGAUGCAUUCUGGCAGGACUUCUGAUCAGUUUUGUGACAGGUCCAAGUAAAGGAAAAGAUAUCAAACCAACAUUAAUUCGCCCAGUCUGUAACAUAUUUUGCUUCUGGUCUCAAAAAUGCAAAAUGUUUUGGUGGUGUGGAGUGGAUCAAGAGGACAGCAAAGCCCUUCAUGAGGGAUCGAGCAAUGACCAACUAAAAGAUCUCUCAGAAAAGGCGAAUGCCACCAAUGAGCUCAAGAAUGGUUUGAAUAAUGUAGUUCAGAGUCAUCUGCCUGGUUAUAACCCAUAUGAACAAUCCUACACUAAUCCAAGUGUAGAGAAAGAAUCUCAGUUUUAGCAUGACUCAAAGAUAUGCAGUUAACCAUAGGAAUUGCAUAGUAUUACCCCAGCUUUGGGGAAAAAAUCCACUGGGAAUGUAACUAACUGAGGCGAUACAUAUUUAUAACUUAAUGGAAAGUAAUUUUUAUUUACUCAACUCAUUCCAUAACAGAGGCGGUAACCUAAAACUCAUAAAAAGCUAAUUUUAUAAAAAGUCUGCUUUUUUU
Messenger RNA from Anolis sagrei ordinatus, 3041 nucleotides. RefSeq names its product solute carrier family 5 member 12 (gene SLC5A12). Gene Ontology annotation, molecular function: symporter activity; lactate transmembrane transporter activity. Gene Ontology annotation, cellular component: membrane; extracellular exosome. Gene Ontology annotation, biological process: sodium ion transport; transmembrane transport. The record is from RefSeq and is a predicted model, not a curated record. NCBI's taxonomy places the organism in Eukaryota, Metazoa, Chordata, Lepidosauria, Squamata, Anolidae.